CAAUGGCCAUGCUAUAAAUAAGCCUGUGGGAGGAACUUGGCUUUAGGCUUAUAUAUUCACCACUAUUAUAUGCUGUUAAAAGCUGAGAGCAGGUUAACUUCACUGGGCAAAUGGUAGGCUAAUUGCAGUGAGCAGACAGUAUUUUUAGCAUAUUUGCCACAAGCAGGCGGAGCUAAGGAGGCCUGAGAUGGAGGGAUGCUGAAUAGCAGGUGGGGACCGCUGAUGUUUACUGGAUGCACAUUACUGAGGGAGGAUCAGAGGAAACCGGACAGGGGGAAGCAGUCCGCCUGUUUUAUUUUAUUGUGAGAAGUGCACUGGUGGUUUCCUCUGAGGACGAUUUUGUACGUUUACUGAUCAGAGGACGGCACUGCUUUGGCGUCGGCUCUCGGCAGACUGGCACACACCGAGAAAGGCUCCGUCUGUGUCUGUCGCGUCGCUUGAGGCUGCAACGAUGUGACGGUCCAUCGCUGGGUCGACGGCCAGAGCCUUUUCCCUGAAACCUGAUAUUAUGCAGGAAACAAGGGACAGUAGGCGGAUUAAAGUGGAACAAAGCGUCGGUUCAGAAAACGUUUUGCAAACUGGCAGUAUAAGCCAACUAUGGUCGACCCCUCGGAGGUUGAGGAUCAAAACAAGUGCAAAGGCCCACAACUUGAAACACCAACUGUGGCCACCGAAGCCCCUCGGCUGCCAGAGGAGGGUGAUGGCGUGGUGACAGAGGACGAUGGGGACGGCGGUUUUGAGACCCCGCCCACAGGUAGCUCUGGGCCAAGCCCCUGCCACAGUGCAAGCUCGGCAGGGCCAGAAGCCACCUCUCAGGAGAUCGCACCUCAGCAACCCCAGACUCAGGCUGAGCGAGAGCCAUCACCCAAGCUGCACCUGGACCUUUACAACUUCGACUCACCAGCCGCAGAGGGCAGCCGCUACGUGCUGACCAGCCCCCGCUCUCUGGAGGCGUGUGCCCGAUGCGGGGUCAAGCCCGUGGAGCUCCUGCCCCGCCCACUGGCUGAGUUCGCCCGGGAGGCUCCUGGCCGAUCCAUGCGCGUUGCAACAGGGCUGUUUGAAGUCUACGAGAGGGACAGGCAUGCUAAACUCCGCCAGUGCAGAGAGGAGAGGGAGAGGAUCGUCAGGGAGGAAAAAAGACGGAUCUUGCAGGCUGCAGUCAAUGGCAACAGCAGCACGUCAUCCUCCUCAGUGGAGCAGCAGCACAAAGUCACUUCUGGCUCCAGUCAGCCUUCUAAAUCUGGGCCCGUGACCUCUAGCUCAGCCCCUGAUUUCGGAGCAUCCUCUAGAGCCACAGCGUUAGGUGCGACCUCUAAAACAGGUACAACUCUUUUAUCUAAAGCCUCCCCCUCCAGUCUUAGCACCUCCCCUAAGUCUGUCCACACCGGCUCCCCCCAGUCUUCAAACACUGGUUCAGUGAGCUCUGUGUCGUCCUCCAAAGGUGUUUACUCUGCUAAAAAGGCACUGUCCUCCUCCUCUGAACAAGUUAAAGCCACACGAGCGGUUUUGUCCGGCCCUCCAUCAGUAGUCAGGAAGUCCUCUGGUGGUAAAUCAUCAAACACCUUCCCCAGAUCAACGCCAAAACCCCCGUCCUUCCCAAGAGCCAAUUCUACAUUAACGUCCUCAGUGUCAAAGUCUGCAGUCCAGAGCCCUGCAACGCCUGUAAAUGGCGUAACAAGAGGACCGUUCUCUCAGCACAAUGGACACCUGGGAUUUCAUUCGAAGGUGCGAGGAAAAAGCCAUUCGCUGGAGUCCUUACAGCGGAGGAUGGAUACAGUCUGCUCUUCCACCUCCAACACCACAACUACUACAACAUGCACCUCGUCAGAGUCCGGCGCCUCCUCCUCCUACAGCUGGGACGGCGCCCGUGAUUACUGGGCGAAAGUCUCAAGCCCCCGCGCUCGCACCCUGGCAACUUUCAACUCCCUAAUGGGCCGCAGCCUCAGUCUGGGUGACCUAAGCCACUCUCCUCAGACCACACAAAAGGUGGAGCGCAUAGUCAAGGAGGUAAAGCGCCGAGGGCUGAAGGCUGUUCCCGAGCGAGACCGCAAGAUCGCGGCGUUGAUGCUCGCCAGAUACCAGGAAGAAGACAUCAUGAGUCAGACCCGUUACGUGGCUCACCUUCAGUGGGACAGCGAGCGGCGCAUGGACGAGCUACGACGGGAGCAGGAGGACCGGGAGAAGCAGCGUGCGGUGCUGCAGUGCCAGCGGGUGUGGCAGUCGCAGGUGUCAACACGCCAGCGUAGGCUCAGCCAGCAGGAACGGGAGUCCGCAGCCGCCAAACUGAGACAGGCCGCAGAGAAUGAGGAGCGGUGGAGGGAGCUGGCAGAGCAGCAGGAGCGUCACCGUCUGCAAAAGCUGCAGCAGGCAGCCCAGGAGGAGAGGCAGAGGAAAGCCUUGCAGGAGCAGAACCUGAAAGCUUUGGAGGACGACAGAGCGGCUGUCCUGGAGCAGGAGAGGCUGCUGCUGAAAGAGAAGCUCACCAUGGCUGAGCUAAAGAGGCAGGAAAAAGAGCACCAAGCCCAGGAGGAGCGACGGGGAUUGAACAAAGCCGAGCAAAGGCGACACGCUGCCCUAAUACAGGAAAUCUCCCGCCGAGAGGAGGAGGAGAGAGAGGAGGCUAGGAAGACAGCAGAGCAGAAACUCGUUCGCUCCCUUGAGAAUUAUGAACAGAUAGUCGAGCGUCGGGGGCAGGAGCUGAAAGAGAAAGCCAAGCGUGAGGAGAAGCAAAUCCAGAAAGCUCGCAAAGCAGCAGAGAAGCGUGAGCGCCAGCAGCAGCAGCAGCUGGAGGCACGUGUGAAGGAGGCAGAGAAACGGGCCCAGCAGGCAGCGCUGGUGGCGGAGGAGAGGGCCAAGGAGAAAGCCCAGCGGGCCAUCCAGACCCGCCAGGAGAAGGAGAAGCUGCAGAAGCUCAACAGGCAGCGCGUGGAGGAGGAGGAGAAGCAGAGGCGCUUGGAACUUCUCCAGUCCAUCGAGAGGAAGCUGGAGAAGAGCGAGCAGAUCUUCAAGGAGAAGCGCGCCGUGCUGGAAAGCGCCCGCUCGGUGGCCCGGGCCUCCUUCCACGUGCGGGACAGGGUGCGGGAGGAGACCAACAUGCGUACUUUUGAUAAGAUGGCCCUGGAAGCCCAGCUCAAAGCCAGCCUGGAUGAGAAGUGAACCUGUGUCUUUGCUGAGGAGUCCUUACUUCUGGUCAUGUGCUUGGCUCCUGCCUUCAUUAUGGCCUUCAUUACUCAACAGCUUUACCCAAGUUCCCAUAAAGAACCAUUGCAAUUUUUGUGUUAUAUUUUUCCUGAUAUAACUUUACCCAUCAAUUGCUUUGAUUCACUUUUUAAAUCAUUCAUUUUUACAUGGAAAUUCCAUCAAAGGAAACCAAAUGAAGACAUAAUUUUGUAGUGUGGAUGUAAUGGAAGUACAAACUACAUUAACUGGUGUAAAUGGUUUGCCUGUGUGGGCCAUAGACUUGAUAUAAGACAAGAGUAUAAAGAGAACUGCCUUGUGCAGCAACACAACCCCUCCUCUCUUUCUCUGUGCCCUCUGCUCUGGCUAUCUCAGCUACUGGACUGAAAGCUGUGCUGGAAUGAAAAGAGUCAUUGUUUACCAGGAAGCACAACUCCAUGACAACUGCAGGGGCUUUUAAGGGAGCGCUCCUUAAAGGGAAAAUUAAGAAAAGAGAAAAAGCAGGAAAAAAUGGUUCUAGACCCCCUAAGCAAAUGAGGGAUCCUUUUGUACACACUGUGAUACAGAUAGAAACACUGAGCCCAUACAGAUAAAGCCCGGGGCUGGAAACUGUCUUUACCUAACCGCUGACAGUGCAGUACAGGAGGGCUCUUUUGCAUGAGCCCGGUGCUGAUGAAGCACUGGAGGACACAGGUUUCUGCAGCAGAGGUGCUCUUCCUCCCCCUCAGCCUCCCUCCCAGAUCCUCCUGGACUCCUGUCUCUCCUCCUCAUGUCAUGUAACAGUAAACAGUGAAGUGCUCCGAGAGACAGCCACCUGCCCCCCCCACACACACAGUCGAUCUGCUCCUGAGACCUGCAGGGACAAACAGUCGGCUUGUGACUGUGCCAAGGUCGACAGGUCCCGCUGAUUAACGAGGACAUGGUGACGUAACCUGCUAUCCUGCCGUACACAGCUCUUCUUCCCACGCUCAGCCCUUUUCUGUAGCUGCAGCUAAACUGUAUGUGAAGGAGCCGGACAAGUCGAUGAAACACGCCGCUGUGUGAUGGAAAUACUAUUUUUCGAUUUGUCUUAAUCAGCGACAAGGCCAUCCGCCCGGGGGUUUGAGACUGCAAAGCUUGGGAAUUCACCCAGAGAGGAAGCGAUAGCCUUUGACCUGCAGAAAUGACAGCUGUAACAUGUGCAAGGUUCAAACACAGCUUUAUUAACAUCAAGGCAUGUCGUUCAGUCCAUACAACUCAAAUAUUAUGUUCUUUAACCCCUUACCCUGAACACAUGGGCUUCUUCUCCGCCUCAUUUCUCACGUUAAGUUAACUCAUCAUUUGUACAUGAUCAUAAAAUGCUUGCUUCCGUGAAUUACAUUGACUUAGAUUGUCGAGGACAGACUUUAAGAUGUAGCAGUGAUGAACGGGUGAAGGGUGAUAUCGGAGACAUGUCUGUGAUUUCAUUGUUUUCAUGAACCCCUCCCCAAAAUACACCUCUGUUAAGAAAAGGACACAAUCUGUGCAUACAAUCAAUCCCAGAAUAAUA
This is a messenger RNA of Myripristis murdjan (pinecone soldierfish), 4705 nucleotides long. RefSeq names its product coiled-coil domain containing 177 (gene ccdc177). The record is from RefSeq and is a predicted model, not a curated record. Lineage: Eukaryota; Metazoa; Chordata; Actinopteri; Holocentriformes; Holocentridae. The transcript has 3 exons. Bases 598 to 3156 code for a protein of 852 amino acids.